ACCAUUAUCACAGCUAAAAAAAUUAACAAUUAUUCCUUAACAUCAUCCAAUGUCCAAUGUUUAUAAUUCUCUCAUCAUUCUACUGUGUUUUGAUGGUUGUUUUUCUCAACUGUCUCCCCCAUUGGACCUGACUAGAGACCUGGGAUGCCCUUAGGAUUGCUUCAGUCCUUGUCCAUCACUGUCCAUGUCUUCACCUGCACACAUCCAGGGGAAGACAGUCAUCGCUCUAUAGAUGAGCAAAGACACUGAGGGGUGACCAACCUCCCCCUGUUGCCCCCUGGAACAGGAAGAACUAUUCUCAGCAUGGAUGCUGACCAGGCUCAGGCAAGUGCUCACAGCCCUUACCUCAACUCAUCUAGGGCACCUUUCCAAAAUCCACAUGCAGUCCCUGCUCCCCACCACCAGCUAUUCAGCCACAAUCUCCAAGGAUGGGGCCAGGGGACAAGGUUUGGGGAAUGUGCUUCAGGUAUGUUUCAUGCAUUGCCCUUCUUGAGCUCCAAGUGGUCCCACCAAGAUGGGGGCCUGAUCUUGGUGCCUGAUACCACUCUGAGAAGAGAAAGCCCUGGGGUAGACGACUGUGCCCAGCUGUAGCCUCUGGGAAAUAAAGGUCAAUGUCCGUUGCCAGGGAGGCCUUGACACCAGGUCAACUUUAUGACAGAGUCACCAAAAUAGCCAGUAGCAUUGACAGGGGGAGAAACGGGGUUGGCCCUUUGCUGGAUUAUCCAGGGACCAGCUCUUCAUUGAGGCUUUCCCUCACUUCCUAGCCUCCUCCCUCUGGGCAGUAGUAUGUGACUCUCCGAGCUCCUAGGACUUUUACCUUGUGUCAACCACAAGGUUUAGGUCUGCACCCCACUCUGGCCACUGGCCCAUCACCCUCUUCAAUGCCCUUGACCAAAAUUCCUGGAAGCAAAGGAAACAACAUGCCACACAGGGUCUGAGUGAGCAUCUCCGGGGCCACAAAUUAAAUUAAGUUCUCAGGGCUGCCUGCCUUGUUAUUGCUAAUGGCUCCAGCCUGUCCAACCUCCCCAUCCCUAUCCAGGUCCCUGUCCUGCAGAAAUUUGGGGGUUCUGGGCACCCUCUCUUGUUCCCAAACUUUGAUUAGCACCUGGGGACCUCACCAAAAAUUAGAGCUGGGCACCCCUCUUACAGAGCACCCAAAAACCCAGGUGUAGGGAGAGAGGCCUGAGCUAUGCCCCCACCUUCAUGCCCUGGCUGAAGGCAGCAGUCACGUGUGGGGCCUUCAUUAGACCCUGACAUAUAAGCUGUGGGCUCAGGGUGGCCAGAAACUCUCCAGGCAAGGAUCCAGCAAGCAGAGGUCAUGCUGACUGCAGUGCUGCUGAGCUGGGCCCUGCUGCUGACACUUCCCCCUAUGCAGGAAGCUCAGAGGGGCUUGGCCCCUCUGGAAGGCAUCAGAAGGCCUGACCAGGCCCUGUUCCCAGAGCUGCCAGGCCUGGGCCAGCAGCCUCCACUGAAACGGACAAGCGCAGAACAGUCCAUAGAAGCUCUGCUACAGGAGGCUGAGGCCUUGACAGAGGUACUAGAUCCGGAGGGCCGCGAGCCACGCUCCCCGCGACGCUGUGUAAGGCUGCAGGAGUCCUGUCUGGGACACCAGGUAUCGUGUUGCGACCCAUGUGCCACAUGCUACUGCCGUUUCUUCAACGCCUUCUGCUAUUGCCGCAAGCUGGGUACUGCCACGAUCCCCUGCAGCCGUACCUAGUGGGCCGACGCGGGGUCGAGGCUGGACAGGGGUAGCGAAUAAAGGUUGGGACCAACCCCAA
Felis catus (domestic cat) is the source of this 1778-nucleotide messenger RNA. RefSeq names its product agouti related neuropeptide (gene AGRP). Gene Ontology annotation, molecular function: type 1 melanocortin receptor binding; neuropeptide hormone activity. Lineage: Eukaryota; Metazoa; Chordata; Mammalia; Carnivora; Felidae. Gene Ontology annotation, biological process: positive regulation of feeding behavior; adult feeding behavior; hormone-mediated signaling pathway. The record is from RefSeq and is a predicted model, not a curated record. Gene Ontology annotation, cellular component: extracellular region. Bases 1319 to 1717 code for a protein of 132 amino acids. The transcript has 5 exons.